Molecule: messenger RNA, 5109 nt
Organism: Nothoprocta perdicaria
Lineage: Eukaryota; Metazoa; Chordata; Aves; Tinamiformes; Tinamidae
Gene: NNT
Product: nicotinamide nucleotide transhydrogenase
Exons: 21
Coding region: 16-3276 (1086 amino acids)
Biological process (GO): NADPH regeneration; proton transmembrane transport
Cellular component (GO): mitochondrial inner membrane
Molecular function (GO): NADP binding; NAD binding
Source: RefSeq, a predicted model, not a curated record
UGCGAGGCCAGCGCCAUGAGGAGCCUCCUGCGCGUCGCCCUCGGCGGCGGCUCCGCUCCCGCCCUCGGCGCCCUGCUGCCGCCCAGCGCGACCCCGGCCGGGCCGCCCGCUGUCCGGAUGCUCCGCACCCACCGCGCGCUGCGCUCCCAGGCGCCGCUGAAACCAGGAAUUCCUUAUAAGCAACUGACUGUAGGUGUCCCAAAGGAGAUAUUUCAGAAUGAGAAGAGGGUGGCUUUGUCACCGGCUGGAGUGCAAGCUUUGGUUAAGCAAGGCUUCAAUGUUGUGGUGGAAUCUGGUGCUGGAGAAGCUUCCAAAUUUUCUGACGACCAUUACAGGGAAGUAGGAGCAAAGAUCCAGGGGACCAAGGAAGUACUGGCUUCAGAUUUAGUUGUCAAAGUGCGGGCUCCGAUACAUAACCCUGAACUAGGUGUACAUGAAGCAGACCUUUUUAAGACAGCUGCUACCCUGAUUAGCUUCAUCUAUCCAGCUCAAAAUCCAGACCUCCUGAAUAAACUUGCAGAAAAAAAAGCUACUGUCCUGGCCAUGGACCAGGUUCCACGAGUCACCAUUGCUCAGGGAUAUGAUGCACUUAGCUCCAUGGCUAACAUUGCUGGCUACAAGGCUGUUGUGUUGGCAGCAAAUCAUUUCGGUCGUUUUUUCACGGGUCAGAUCACAGCUGCUGGUAAAGUUCCUCCAGCCAAGGUCUUGAUCAUYGGAGGAGGAGUAGCUGGCCUGGCUUCUGCAGGAGCAGCCAAGUCGAUGGGUGCAGUGGUUCGUGGGUUUGACACCAGAGCUGCAGCUCUGGAGCAAUUCAAGUCUCUUGGUGCAGAGCCUUUGGAAGUAGACUUAAAGGAAUCAGGAGAGGGACAAGGUGGUUAUGCUAAAGAAAUGUCUAAAGAAUUUAUUGAAGCUGAAAUGAAGCUCUUUGCUAAACAAUGCCAGGAUGUUGAUAUCAUCAUCACUACAGCACUUAUUCCAGGUAAAAAAGCUCCUGUCUUGUUUAGAAAAGAUAUGAUUGAAUCAAUGAAGGAGGGUUCAGUUGUUGUGGAUUUAGCUGCAGAAGCAGGAGGAAACAUUGAAACUACAAAGCCUGGAGAAUUGUAUGUUCAUAAGGGCGUUACACACAUUGGCUACACAGACCUGCCUAGCAGAAUGGCUACCCAGGCCAGUACUCUGUAUUCCAACAACAUCAUCAAACUCCUAAAGGCUAUUAGUCCUGACAAAGAGAAUUUCUACUUUGAUCCAAAAGAUGAUUUUGAUUAUGGCACUCUGGAUCAUGUUAUAAGGGGAACUGUAGUAAUGAAGGAUGGCAAGGUAAUUUUCCCAGCACCUCCACCAAAUAACAUUCCUCAAGGAGCCCCUGUGAAGCAGAAGACUGUAGCAGAGCUGGAAGCAGAAAAAGCAGCUACUAUUACACCUUUUAGAAAAACUAUGACUAGUGCAUCUGUGUAUACAACAGGUUUGGCUACCAUGUUAGGACUGGGCAUUGUGGCUCCAAACGCUGCUUUCACACAAAUGGUGACAACAUUUGGCCUUGCUGGAAUCGUGGGGUACCAUACGGUCUGGGGGGUGACCCCUGCUCUUCACUCUCCGCUCAUGUCAGUGACUAAUGCUAUCUCAGGACUAACUGCAGUUGGUGGGCUCGUUUUGAUGGGAGGACACUAUAUGCCUGAAAAUACUCCUCAGACUCUGGCAGUGCUUUCUGCCUUUAUAUCAUCUGUCAAUAUUGCAGGUGGAUUUCUGGUAACUCAGAGAAUGCUGGAUAUGUUCAAGCGUCCCACAGAUCCACCUGAGUACAACUACUUGUACCUGCUUCCUGGUGGUGUGUUUGUAGGAGGCUAUGCAGCUGCUCUCAGUGGUGGCUAUAAUAUUGAACAGAUGAUGUAUCUGGCGUCAGGCUUGUGCUGUGUUGGUGCCCUGGCUGGCCUGUCCACCCAAGGAACUGCUCGUCUGGGCAAUGCUUUGGGCAUGAUUGGUGUUGCUGGAGGUCUAGCAGCGACUCUUGGAGGCCUUCAGCCAUCACCCGAGCUAUUGGCCCAGAUGUCAGGAGCCAUGGCGCUUGGUGGUACAGUGGGUCUGACAAUUGCUAAACGCAUCCAGAUUUCAGAUUUGCCUCAGCUAGUUGCUGCUUUCCAUAGUUUGGUGGGUUUGGCUGCUGUUCUCACCUGUGUGGCAGAAUACAUGAUUGAGUUUCCUCACUUUGCUACGGAUCCAGCUGCCAACCUCACCAAGAUUGUAGCGUACCUUGGGACAUACAUUGGCGGAGUCACCUUCAGUGGCUCCCUUGUUGCUUACGGAAAACUGCAAGGUAUCUUGAAUUCUGCACCGCUGCUGCUGCCCGGCCGCCAUGCCUUGAACGCGGGCUUGCUGGCCGCCAGCGUUGGCGGGAUGAUUCCCUACAUGAUCGACCCCAGUUACACCACGGGCAUUACUUGUUUAGGUUCUGUAUCAGCACUCUCGGCCAUAAUGGGUGUCACCUUAACAGCAGCUAUUGGAGGUGCUGACAUGCCUGUAGUUAUUACUGUCUUGAACAGUUACUCUGGAUGGGCUUUGUGUGCCGAGGGCUUCCUGCUGAACAACAACUUGCUGACCAUUGUUGGUGCGCUCAUUGGUUCCUCUGGGGCCAUCCUCUCUUACAUCAUGUGUGUGGCUAUGAACCGCUCUCUCGCCAACGUGAUUCUAGGAGGCUAUGGCACUACAUCCACAGCCGGCGGGAAGCCCAUGGAGAUUACUGGCACCCACACAGAAAUCAAUUUGGAUAAUGCAGUUGAAAUGAUCAAGGAAGCCAGCAGCAUCAUUAUUACCCCUGGUUAUGGUCUAUGUGCAGCAAAAGCUCAGUACCCUAUAGCAGAUCUAGUGAAAAUGUUGAGAGAACAAGGGAAAAAUGUCAGGUUUGGUAUUCACCCUGUGGCUGGUCGGAUGCCUGGUCAGCUGAAUGUGCUCCUGGCAGAAGCUGGUGUCCCCUAUGACAUUGUUUUGGAAAUGGAUGAGAUCAAUGAGGACUUCCCAGAAACUGACCUGGUGCUUGUAAUUGGUGCAAAUGACACGGUUAAUUCAGCAGCUCAGGAAGAUCCCAACUCAAUCAUUGCUGGAAUGCCAGUUCUUGAAGUGUGGAAGUCCAAACAGGUCAUUGUAAUGAAGAGGUCUCUGGGAGUUGGUUACGCAGCUGUGGACAAUCCAAUCUUCUACAAACCCAAUACUGCCAUGUUGCUGGGAGAUGCCAAGAAGACUUGUGAUGCCUUGCAGGCCAAAGUCAGGGAUUCGUAUCAAAGCUAAAUACCAAUUUACACUCAGCUUGCUCACGGUUGUGGCUGUGCUUUUGUCUCAGAGGUCAUGGAAGUGGAGAGUUACGAAGAUCUUAGUGUCGUAGUGCAGUUUACAUUCAGAGAAGGCCACAUUGACUCAUAGGAGAUGUAGUUCAGUUAAAGGCCUAUCCUUUUAUGAAAGCUUGGGGAUACUAUCUCUGCAAACUACAUCUCUCCAUGAGGCAAUGUAUUGARGUAUAAAAAUGUCCUUUCUAAUUUAAGGAAUGAGCUGUUGGAAGCAGGAAGCCAAUACUCGUUGUCUGUAUUAAGUGACUCUUGGCUUCCUCCCUCUAACUCUGUAGUUCUGUCACUAAAAAUUACUGUGCUAAAAUGGUAUUCCAUCUUAUGAAAGCUAUUCCCUGGCCCAUAUGAACAAAAAUAAUUUUCAACAAAAUGCAAAAGUUGUAAAUACGCUUCCGUGAUUUGAGAGCCUCAACAAAAUAUUGAAUCUGUAUAUAAAAAUUCAGACUUCCUUUUAUGAGUUCUAGGGAUGCCUUGAAUCAAGUAUAUUUGAAGGAAGUUACUUUUGAAACAGUUCCACUUUUUUCAUAGUGUCCGCUUACAUUUUGUAAAACGAAACAGAGAAUUUCAGGGACCUACUAAGUGAUCUUUAAUAUUGACAAGGAAAUGUACACCUGCACUGCUUAACUAUUUUCAGCAGCUGCUAAAUUUCCUCUUUYUUUUUUUUCCCAGUUGUUGCCUUUUUAAGUGUUCGGAGAAGAAUAUGGCCCAGUUCUGCACAGGCAAACAUCUUGCAUACUUGAUCUGUUCACAGAAUUUGGACCACAGUAUUUUGGUUUUGUUCACUUUGACUUUUAACUAUAUUUGCUACUUAUAUUUUGGUGAUGCUUUCUUAAUCAACAUUAUGAUGCUGGAAAAGGCACUUUUUAACAUAUUUAAGAUGCUGGAGCUCAUUAGAAUUUUUUGAAAUAAAUAAGCUAUUGUUUGGACAGCACAGAAAUACGACGAGCUGAGAAUUCAGUGUUCUGAUUAUUUGACUUCUCUCUAAUCUAAUUAAAAGUGCUGCUUAAAUUCCCAUAAUAAGUGCAGCAAAAAAGUAAAUCAAAUUAUGACAUGGACUGCUGUUUUGUUUUUACUGUGUUAAGUGUACUUGAGUGGAACUCAAAUAUUUGCCUAAUAAAAUGAAUUUAUCAUGUUUGUAUAAUGAUGUAGCAACUGUCCAUGGUGACAAAGGCUAAAUACAAAUAGCUGUGUUAGAAAGCAUUAAUAUCUGGAGGAGACAAACUGUUAUGAAGUAAGUCUUGAAAGGAAAUCAUUUUGAUAAAUUUUUUUUUACAGAAUGUAUUGAGAUCGUGUAUAAAAUAACAUGUGAGAAACAUUUUCCACUUAGCUACCUCUCUUUUUAUGUGAAGAUUGCUUAAAGCCAAGACUUUAAACAGGCAAUGUGUUAAAUGUAACAAUGUAUGAAAAAACACAUUUCAGAAAUCUCUUCUAUAAUUGGGAAAUAAGAGUAAGCACAUAAGCAAUAGUAUGUUGUAUACUGCAUGAAAAUACUUGCAAUUAAAUUUUAACUUAAAACGUUGUGGCAGCUAUGUCUGAGUGUUAUGGACUCCUGGUCUCAUUCUAUGCUACUUUCUCUUAGAUCUGCCAAAAAUAGCAGGGGAAGGGGAGAAAGAAGAUGACUAGAAAAUGAUCCAUUUCUCCCUCCCCUCCUAGUCAAGCAAAGAAAAAAACACAUCUGAYGGGAUUUAAUAUCCUGAAACACUUUUGUUCUGCCAAACUCUGAAGUAUCUAACUGCAGUAUGCAAUGUAUCUCUGCUUAUAUGUAGUCAACUUAAGACAA